Cucurbita pepo subsp. pepo (vegetable marrow) is the source of this 1726-nucleotide messenger RNA. RefSeq names its product protein SUPPRESSOR OF FRI 4. The record is from RefSeq and is a predicted model, not a curated record. Lineage: Eukaryota; Viridiplantae; Streptophyta; Magnoliopsida; Cucurbitales; Cucurbitaceae. Gene Ontology annotation, molecular function: DNA binding. Gene Ontology annotation, biological process: regulation of DNA-templated transcription. Gene Ontology annotation, cellular component: nucleus.
GAAAAAUCGGAAAUUGCUGCGAGCGAGUUUUUACUCGUAUCAGAGAUCGGCGUGAGGGCUUAAACGAGUCGGGAGACAAAAGAAAACCCCCUUUCGGGAUAGGGGUUCCCCCACCAACAAAACCCUAAAUCUUCGUGAUCUCUGUUCCUUUGAUUCCCCGCCUUCUCAUUUUUCCAGAAUCCACUGCCUUGGGAAGAACUCGUCUCGUUUCGGGAUUUGAAUUGAAGCGCAACGGUGUGCGUUCUGACCAUGGGGAAGAAGAAGAAGAGGGUGUCGUCUAAGGUAUGGUGCUAUUAUUGCGACAGAGAAUUCGACGACGAGAAGAUAUUGGUGCAGCAUCAGAAGGCCAAACACUUCAAGUGCCAUGUCUGUCACAAGAAGCUUUCUACUGCUGGUGGUAUGGUCAUCCACGUUCUUCAGGUUCACAAGGAGUCGGUCACCAAAGUUCCUAAUGCAAAACCAGGCAGAGAAUCGACAGAUAUUGAAAUAUAUGGAAUGCAAGGAAUUCCUCCCGAUGUCUUGGCAGCACACUAUGGCGAGGACGAAGAAGAGUCCUUAUCAAAGGUGGCCAAAGUGGAGAUGCCACCGACUCAGAUGGUUGGAGGUGUGGUGCCCGGAUCGCUGGGCAUUGUAUACCCUCCUCAGCCAGGUUUAGCUGCAAUUCAACCUAUUUAUCCUUCGACUGGACAAGCACAGCCUACUGCCUGGCCGGUUCCACCUCGUCCCCAACCUUGGUUCCCUCCAAAUUCAGCCGUUUCAAUUUCGGCUCCUGCCCCAUUGGGCUAUGCUCAGCAGCCACUAUUUCCUGUGCAGACUGCAAGGCCCUCACUUCCAGUAUCAUCAACUCCUAUGCUCCAGUCUUCACAAAUAACACAUCCUGGAUUGACUUCAACCACACCUUCAGUUUCUGUAUCUCAGCCGUUGUUCCCUGUUGUUAAUAAUAACCACGGACCUACUCAAAGCUCUCCUUUUCCUUCAUCUACACUUUCAACAAGCAUUCCUUUGACCUCAGCAGCAGAUAUCAAGGGCUCAGUGACACAUCUGGGCACUAACUCCUUUUCUACUAUCAGCAAUCAGGUUCCAAAUGUUCCAGGUGGAAUAUUAAGCAAUUCACACUCCUAUGCCUCGGGACCAAAUACGGGUGGUCCUUCUAUCGGACCACCUCCUGUAAUUGCAAAUAAGGCUCCUACUCAGCCAUCAACAAACGAAGUAUAUUUGGUUUGGGAUGAUGAGGCGAUGUCUAUGGAGGAAAGAAGAAUGUCCUUAACCAAGUAUCAGGUGCAUGAUGAAACUAGCCAGAUGAGUUCAAUUGAUGCAGCCAUAGACAAACGAAUCUUGGAAAGCAGGCUUGCUGGCCGAAUGCCACAUUUUAAUUGAAGGCUCCUCCAUUGGUCUGUGGCAGUUGGUUUCAGAAGAAGCUGUGGAAUUUGUAAGUCACCAGGGGCAAUGUUCGAGAACAGAUAUUCUUCAUAGAUUGAAGCUUCAACUUCAACAUCUACAUUGAAUUCAAUGCAUUGCCAGAAAUUGACAGUACACAGAGUUUUCUUUUUCCUGUCUAUGUUGUCAAUUAUUGAAAGGUGAUUUAAAUGAGGGAGUUUUUCUUUUCUCUUCUUUUCUUUUCUGUAAUUUAAACCUCUUUGUACCCAUUUUUUCCUUACUAGAGUUUUUGAGUUUAGAGAAAGAUUUGCAUUUUCGGCCUUGGAAGAUAACUCCAUCUUCCUUUCUA